Messenger RNA from Ambispora leptoticha, 130 nucleotides. Lineage: Eukaryota; Fungi; Glomeromycota; Glomeromycetes; Archaeosporales; Ambisporaceae. The record is from the annotation of a GenBank genome assembly.
AUGUCUCUAUACGGUGACUUGCCGCCUCCAACUCAAAAUGGAACCUCUGAACAAGAAGAGAAGAAUGAGCUUUUAUCGCAGGCACAGGCUUCUGCCUCUUCUAAAGGUCCAACCAAAUCUGCUCUCCCAG